AUGACCGGCACGGUGGAAGACUAUGUCACGGCGGUCUAUCCCGACCUCAAGAACAAGGUUGUGUUCUUGACGGGCAUUGGUCAGUCUGGGGAUCAGAGCAUGUGGGGCAACGGUGCCGCCACUGCUCGCGUACUCGCCGCCAACGGGGCCAAAAUCUUCGGCUGUGAUCUUUACCUCGAGGCUGCAGAGCACACUCAGCGUCGGAUCGCUGCCGAAGGGGGUGACAUCACGGUCACCACGGCCGAUGUCACCAGCGACGCAUCGGUCAAGGCUGCCAUCGAGGCUUGUAUUGCCAAGUACGGCCGCAUCGACAUCUUGGUCAACAAUGUGGGUCGCUCCGAGCCCGGUGGCCCGGCGGAGAUGGUAGAGCGUGUCUGGGACGCGCAGACCAACAUCAACCUCAAGUCCGUGUACCUGUGUUGCCACCACAUUCUCCCCCUGAUGGAAAAGCAAGGCUCCGGGGUCGUGGUCAACGUCGCCUCGAUCGCGGGGAUGCGUUACAUCGGCAAGCCCCAGGUCGCCUACGCCGCCACCAAGGCUGCGGUCAUCCAGUUUACCAAGGCCACCGCCGUUUUGUACGCAGCCAAGAACAUCCGCAUCAACGUGGUCGUGCCGGGUCUGAUGAACACACCCUUAGUCGGCAUGCUGGCGGACAAGUAUGCCGGCGGGGAUCUGGAGGGCUUCAAGGCCAAGCGUAACAAGGCUGUGCCGAUGGGUCGUAUGGGUGAUUCCUUUGACGUCGCCACGACGGCAGCGUUCCUGGCAUCCGGCGCCAGUAGAUAUAUCACGGGCCAGAAGAUUGUGGUGGACGGUGGUAUCACCUCCUCCACUGGCUAAGCAGGGUCAUUGUGUACAAUAGCGACAAGAUAGCCAGAUGUACGCCUAGGCAGAGUAUCAUGGAUUGAUGAUGAUAUGACAAUAGAUGAGGCCAAUAUAGCGUACGUCUUCGUAAGCUGUUUCUACGUAACUACAGUACUUGGCUGCUAAUCACCGGUUCGCCGGUGCCAUGCUCCCUUGCACCCAUUCCGAGAACUCGGCCGAGACGGCGUCAUCGAACCCUAUGUCCAUGAUCAUAUCCCACCCGGGAGUGAGGCCCAGGCCUGUGGAAGGGGGUGGAUUCGCCGGCACGAGACCCUGCUCCAGAUCAGCAAGUUAGCA
This is a messenger RNA of Aspergillus japonicus CBS 114.51, 1158 nucleotides long. Its product is annotated as SDR family NAD(P)-dependent oxidoreductase. The record is from RefSeq and is a predicted model, not a curated record. The transcript has 3 exons. NCBI's taxonomy places the organism in Eukaryota, Fungi, Ascomycota, Eurotiomycetes, Eurotiales, Aspergillaceae. Gene Ontology annotation, molecular function: oxidoreductase activity. Bases 1 to 837 code for a protein of 278 amino acids.